AUGCCGGCCCUACUGCUGCCGGAUACUGCUGCGCCGUUUGCGCCCCGCUCGUCACCAACAGUCGUCCUCAAUACAACAGUUGACCCGUGGUUAACCGCUACCUUGAAGAGGAUCAACCGAAUCAAGCGACCACUCAACAGUGUUCCCCAGCACAUGAAAUGCCUGACGGAGACACUAUCGCAGGACUCAGCUAUAUGGAACCUGUGUAGUCUCAUGAUACCGCGUGCGCCUGAAGCCGAGCUCGAGAAGCACAAUCACCCUCUCCUGGAUGCCCUCUUCCGAUAUCAACUGUUACACAUUCAAGCCUAUGUUGUUCACAUUGACCUGGUUAUGUCAAACGAAAUCGCAUACAAGCUUUCACCUGAGACAAUAAAGGAAUUGAUCGAGUACCACAAAGACAUCUACCUGAUCGACCAGAAGUCCUGUACUUGGCAUUGGACUGAGAAAGAGAGUCAAAUGAAGAGACUGCAUGAGGAGUUUGUGCAGACAGUGAACAAGUUUGUUUAUCGAACAGAUGUUAUCGCGUUGGAAGGUAUGGAGGACGAUGGGGCCGGUGAGUUGCUCUGCGGGCGGAGCGAUGAGGUUAGAGGCCUUGUGUUGGGUUUCUUCCUACCGUUGUUGCCGCCUCCACCACGAAUUGUCGACGUUGUGCGAGCCCCACCACCACUGCUCCCGAGCUCGCCUGGAGCUGCCGGCUGGUGGUCUCCAACACCGCCUGCACCACCACCAUCCCUUCCACCACCACCACCCGUCGAGGCAUGGAGGGUGCUCCCAUCGAGCCCUGACACAGACAGUCCAACAACGAAUACAGCACCAUACCAAUCCAGUUGGGGGGCUAUGGGAAUGUCAGAGGUGCCAAGCAUGAACUCACCGGCUCAGCACCACCAGCAGCAGCAGCAGCAGCAGCAGUAUUCUUCUCAGCCGCCAUCGCAUCAACUCCCGCUGACGCAACUUCCUCUGCCCAGUCUUGUGGCGCAACAGUGCAGCACUGGCAGCGGAUUCGGGGGGUUCGGUUGGGACAGGUAUCAGGAGUAUGCAACUAUCAUGUAGCCAUCACGGAGGGGCUUAGAUGGUGGGGUUAGCGGUGAUAGUGGUAGUGGACAGCAAGAGCAGCAGCAGCAGCAGGGACAGGGGCAGGACAACAUGACUGAGACUGGUUUUCAAGACGUAUGGAGGGGAAAGGAGCGGUAUGGCGGGAGCUGGGAGUGACAGACAACCUGAUACUCGAUGCGCUUUCUUUUUUUAUUAUUAUUACUUUUCACUUC
Molecule: messenger RNA, 1265 nt
Organism: Tuber melanosporum (Perigord truffle)
Lineage: Eukaryota; Fungi; Ascomycota; Pezizomycetes; Pezizales; Tuberaceae
Exons: 1
Coding region: 1-1050 (349 amino acids)
Source: RefSeq, a predicted model, not a curated record